AGUCUCUGGCGCGCCGCCUCUGUUGUUCGAUUGCGGCUUCGACGACCACGCCGGAUGAGCACGGAAUGCGGCCGCCCUGCUGGGCAGGAUGAUCUGCGGCAAAGACAGCGGCCAUGGCAACGUCAUGCAGAGGUGGGGUCAGCCGUCGCUCAGGGGUCGGCGCAGCACUUUCUCAGCAGCGUGCUGACCGCUCUGCCGCUGAACAUCGACAUGAUCUGCCGCGCGGCUAUCGAGACGCUCAAGUGCGGCAAGGAAAUCGGCAACACGCGGGACUUCGACGAGCACGUGCUGGCCAGCCACCGAGAGCUCCUGGGUCAGAUCGAAGCGGCAGCAGCAUGCAGGUAAGCUGGAUAAGUAGGGCAAAGCUGGCAGACAGAGAGGCGGUUGGAUGACGAUUCCUGCUUUCCUUGGCUCGUCUGUGUGUGUGCUUGUUGGCUCAGCGAUACGUCUAACAGAACGAUGAGGCGCAUGCUGGAGAUAUGAGCUGAAGACAAUAAGGGUCGUGUCUAUGAGGGGGUCAUCUCGUGAUGACUUUGUAUGUCGACGGGCUGGUGUGUAUUUGUUGUUUGUAACGACUCAGUCGACUGUAUGUGAGUGCCACAAUACCGUCAACAUUGUAG
This is a messenger RNA of Vitrella brassicaformis, 620 nucleotides long. The record is from the annotation of a GenBank genome assembly. Lineage: Eukaryota; Vitrellaceae.